AUGGGCAAUCUUCUCUUUGCUCUUGCAGUUUUCAUUCUGCUACAUGACCAUACUUCCUUUGCUACUGUUCCCAAUAUUAGCACCGAUGAAGCUGCUCUUCUUGCAUUGAAAUCUCACAUUUCUUUUGGUCCUAAUAAUAUCUUAGCAAGAAACUGGUCUUCUUCAGGCCUAGUUUGUAGCUGGAUUGGAAUCACUUGCAGCUCCCGCCACCAUCGAGUUACUGCUUUAAACAUUUCUAGCAUGCAACUUCAUGGUACCAUUCCUCCACACCUCGGAAACCUCUCAUUUCUUGUUUCCCUCGACAUCAGUAACAACACUUUUUAUGGAGAAUUGCCACAAGAAUUGGCUCAUUUGCAGAGGUUGAAAUUGAUUGAUGUCACAAGCAAUAACUUCACCGGAGCCAUUCCAUCGUUUUUACGUUUGUUACCAAACCUGCGGUUUCUGAACCUUUCGACAAACCAAUUUUCAGGGGAAAUUCCAUCAUUCCUUUCCAAUCUAACAAAGCUAGAAGAGUUGAGAAUAAAGGAAAAUUUUCUCCAAGGAGAGAUCCCUAGAGAACUCGGUGAUCUUCGUUAUAUGGUUUUCUUAGACCUGCAGUCUAAUCAGCUUAGUGGCUUUAUACCACCAUCAAUCUUCAACAUUAGAACGAUGCAAAAAUUGGUCUUACAGACAAUAAACUUACUGGUAAGCUUCCAACAACUAUAUGUGAUCAUCUUCCAAACUUGGAAGGGCUUCACCUCUCAAAAAACCACAUAG
Molecule: messenger RNA, 756 nt
Organism: Nicotiana tabacum (common tobacco)
Lineage: Eukaryota; Viridiplantae; Streptophyta; Magnoliopsida; Solanales; Solanaceae
Source: RefSeq, a predicted model, not a curated record